This is a messenger RNA of Brassica rapa (field mustard), 1478 nucleotides long. RefSeq lists its product as uncharacterized. Gene Ontology annotation, cellular component: membrane. The record is from RefSeq and is a predicted model, not a curated record. Lineage: Eukaryota; Viridiplantae; Streptophyta; Magnoliopsida; Brassicales; Brassicaceae.
AAAACAAAAGAGACCAACCAGCUAACAAGUUCCAUCGCCAGUAAGUUAUGGGGUUGGUCGUUUACUGGUACGAUUUCAUCUGCUUUGGUAUAGUCUUGGCUGCAAUCGUUGCGUCGUUGUGGUUCCUAUUGCGCAGAGAAAGAGGCUGCGUUGACGUUGAAGAUACGACGCACAAUAGCUUCCUACAGUCUAGAUCAGGAUCAGAGAGCCUUGGUUCGGCUCGGUUACGGACGAGCUGCUGGAGAGGGUUACAUCCUGGCUGGCUUCUCUUCACUCGGUCCAUCUCUUUUCUCUCCAUGGCUGCUUUAUUGGCUUGGGACGUCUUGGAAUGGGACGCAAGCAUCUUCGUCUAUUACACUGAAUGGACCUUCAUGCUUGUAAUGAUCUACUUUGCGAUGGGUAUUGUAGCUUCAUUAUAUGGUUGCUUGGAACAUUACAAAGAGCCAACAUCAGGAGUUUGUGAAGAUGCGGUUGAAAACAAGGUCGGAGAUAAUGAAUUCAGGGAAAGAUUAGGGGUUUAUGGUUGUUUCAUGGAGACAAUUUUUCAGGUAAGUGUCAUCAACACACACCCAAGACUGAUUCACACACGCAUUCAGAGACUAAUUAAUACUGGUGUAUGGUUUGUGUGGCAGACAAGUGCAGGAGCUGUGGUGCUUACAGACGUUGUGUUUUGGCUAGUUAUAGUUCCUUUCCUAUCGAACACCCACCUCGGCUUAAACACGCUGAUGAUUUGCAUGCACACAGCGAAUGCAGGCUUCCUCAUCCUAGACACACUACUAAAUAGCCUCGUAAGCAACUUAAAGUACACAAGAAAAUACAUUUUAAGAAACUGGCCAAAACAGAUGAGUUUUGUUCUUUUUUUUCAGACAUUCCCUUGGUUUCGAAUGGGAUAUUUUGUGAUAUGGAGUUGUCUCUACAUUGUCUUCCAAUGGAUCAUCCACGCAUGUGGUUUAUUAACUUGGUGGCCAUAUCCAUUCCUCGAGCUUGAUAGGCCAUGGGCUCCACUAUGGUACUUAGGCAUGGCAGUAGUUCACAUCCCCUGCUACGGAGUUUAUGCUGCAAUCGUAACAGCCAAGAACUCAUACUUCCCCUAUCUAUUCCCAAAUGCUUUUUGUUACCCCAUGUACUAAUCUAUGCUACUCUUUAUUGUUUUGAACGUAUGAUUCGCAUCAACUUAGCAAAGCAUAAACGAAUAAACCAAAGCAUAAUAUCCUCAAAAGAUGUUUAACAAAAGAUCCAAAAAGAAACUUCAAAAGCAAUAUUCAAAGAAAGAGAGAGAGCUAAACGAUAAACGAGAGAUCAUGCUUCGCCACCUUCCUUCUGGUAAACGUAGGUUAGACCACACUUACCACAGUAGUGACGAUCGAAAUGGCUAGCCAUGAACGUCCCUGCACCACACGUCGCGUUAGGGCACUCCUUCCUCAGACGCUGGACCUUGCCGGAGCCAUCCACCUUGUAGAACUGGAGCACGGCGAGCU